AAUUUUUUUUUUUUUUCAUGUUAGGAAAGAAUAUGUUAAACUGUGCUUUAGUUUUCCCUCUUCCCUCAUAAGAGAUCCUGCAGGAAUGCAAGAGAGAUGCACCACCCAAACCCUGCACAGCCAGUGCCCGAUACAGGAGAUACUCGGGAUAACUCUCACCUCUUUCUUUACAGUGCCUGGUGAUGUUAGCUUGGCACCCUUCGGAGCACAGCACAGAUCCCACUGCUUGUAGCCUCAAGCAGGACUGCCGAUAGACUUUAUCUCGGGAUAAGAGCCGUCCAAAACAGAGGGGUUUGUGGUGGGUCCAAGGCCACAGCGCCAUCACUCACAGCAUCACUGCAGGAAUCCAAGGGCUUCCCAUCGGGGUGGAUUUCAGUCCACACACAGAUUGCACUUUUACCUCUAGUUUAAAAGAAGAAGUGUACCAUUUUCAGCAAACUUCCCAAAUGAAUUGGUGUACAGGGUUGCUGAUCUUUCUGGACAUCAGCUUUGACAGAACUUGCUGUGGGAGAGGCUGUUGUUCUGUGUGCUUACCUGGAGAUGGAAGGCAUUGAUCUCAGGGAUCGGUCUGUGAUUGAGCUGGGAGCUGGAACUGGAUUGCUGGGAAUAGUGGUCACGUUGCUAGGUGCCCGAGUUACCCUCACAGACAGGGCGGCAGCCCUGGAGCUCCUGGAGUCAAAUGUGCAGGCGAACUUACCCCCUGAACUACGUCCCAGAGCGGUGGUGAAGGAGCUGACGUGGGGAAAAGACCUGGAUAACUUCUCUCCAGGAGCAUUUGACUUAAUCCUGGGUGCAGACAUCGUUUAUCUGGAGGAAACAUUUGCAGAGCUGCUUCGGACGCUGGAGCACCUGUGCUCGGAGCGAGCGGUGAUCCUCCUUUCCUGCCGCAUCCGCUACGAGCGCGACCUCGAGUUCCUGAAGAUGCUGAGGGAGCGCUUCUCUGUGUCCGAGGUCCACUAUGAUUCCAGCAAGGAUGUGCAUAUCUACAAAGCACAGAGGGGGAGUCCCAAGGAUGACUUGUGACUCUCUGCUUUGUUAAUAAGCCACUGACGCUGUUCAAUUCUCCCCUUUGUUUCUACUCAAUACACUUGUUCCUAAGCAUGAA
This is a messenger RNA of Haemorhous mexicanus (house finch), 1105 nucleotides long. RefSeq names its product methyltransferase 21A, HSPA lysine (gene METTL21A). Lineage: Eukaryota; Metazoa; Chordata; Aves; Passeriformes; Fringillidae. Bases 541 to 1023 code for a protein of 160 amino acids. Gene Ontology annotation, cellular component: cytoplasm; cytosol. Gene Ontology annotation, biological process: peptidyl-lysine methylation. The record is from RefSeq and is a predicted model, not a curated record. The transcript is spliced from 3 exons. Gene Ontology annotation, molecular function: protein-lysine N-methyltransferase activity.